Molecule: messenger RNA, 3796 nt
Organism: Sus scrofa (pig)
Lineage: Eukaryota; Metazoa; Chordata; Mammalia; Artiodactyla; Suidae
Gene: CFAP221
Product: cilia and flagella associated protein 221
Biological process (GO): motile cilium assembly; cilium movement
Cellular component (GO): 9+2 motile cilium
Source: RefSeq, a predicted model, not a curated record
CUCAGGGCGUCCAGUUUACCUUGUCUCCCGACUUCCUCAUUUCCACUCGGGAAUCCGUUGGCCUCGCACCGGAUAAGUCUUUAUCUCAGUUCUUCCAAGGCUCUAGAGACUACCCCGAGUCCCCAGAAGUGGCCUACAGCCUCCGGACCUCGAAUCACGCCGCCCGGGUCUCCCCGUAUCUCAGGGGAAUUUGGUUGCGUCCUCUGCGACCCCUGGGAUGGCGUCCGCGUCGUCAUGGCGACGCUCCGGGCUGUAGGCCGCGGCACCUCAGAAUCCUACCCCGGAACCUGCUCCCGAGAAAUGACCUUUGGCUCUAAAAAGACUCCAUUUUUUACGAUAAAAUGGCAGCAGUGAAAACCCCCAGCAGAGAAGUAAAGAAUGCCGAAGAACCAUUUCAGAACAUGUCACCCCUCCCUUUGAGGAGCCUAGUGGAGGAACCUAAGAAAAGAGGAGCAGUACCUAAUCACCUCCUGGAAUCCAAGGUUUAUGCAAAACUUCUGAAAAAUAAAGUUCUACAGGCAAAACCUGGCAUCUUGCAUUUUGGAGGCUAUCAAGUAGAAAAACAACAUCAACAGAUACUGCAUCUGGUCAACAUUUGCAAUGAAGACACGCAUGUUCAUAUUUUACCCCCACAAACCAAAUACUUUCAGAUCAAGUAUGUAAAAAAGGAGAACCGCCUUGUCCCUGGCUUGUCCCUCACAGUCACCGUUAUAUUUUCCCCAGAUGAGUGGCGAUACUAUUAUGAUUGUAUCCGUGUUCACUGUAAGGGAGACGAGACUUUGCUUGUUCCCAUCCAUGCCUAUCCUGUUGCGAACACACUGGACUUCCCCUCAUUUAUAAAUCUAUCAAAUGUUCUACUUGGUGAAAGCAAAAGUUAUGUGAUUCCUCUGCAAUGCAGUUGCCCUGUGGAUUUCGAGUUUCAUGUCACCUUGAUUCAGUCUCAUCCAGCCUUUACUGUUGAGCCAUCAUCAGGAAUAAUUCCGGCGAAUGGGAAGAUGAAUGCCACUGUCAGGUUUACCCCCUUUCAGUAUGGGACCGCACAGAUCAAACUGCAGCUAUGGAUCUCACAGUUCAACUCUCAGCCCUAUGAAUGUGUCUUCACAGGAACAUGCUACCCCAACAUGGCUUUAAAAUUAGAAGAAUUUGAAAGAUUAAAUACUCUUGCUAGGAAAGUAGCUGUUCCUCCAGAAAAGGCAAUGAUACCUGUCCGUUUUCACCGACUGACAACAAAUCUUAAGCCUCCAAAGCUUAAGGAAAUUGAAUAUCAGAACUUGAGGUUUCCGGUAGAUUUAUCAAAUCCAUUUGCCGUGGCAACUGUGCUAAACCAAGAGCCAGGAAAAUUGAAGAUUAAAGAAUUAAGAGAAGUUUUGGACCAAGGCACUGAGAUUUCAAAAACAAGGCAGAUGAAGGAAGCGCUCUUUGAACAGAAGGUCAGACAGGACACUUAUGAAGAGCUUGAAAAUCACCUUAAGUGGCAGGUGCACCUCGGGAAAGACCCCAUGUCCUUUAAAUUGAAAAAAGACCUUAUGGAGGAGCGGCAAAGAAUAAACCAGAAGUACAAGCUAGACAGAGGAGAUCCCAUUUUGGAAGAGGAAUUUCAGAGACUCAAGACAGAAGUUAACCCCAAACGGGUUGUACGGGAUCUGGAAGAAAACAUCAGGGAGUUUCAUCCUAAUUUUGAUCCUGUCAUUAAUAACACUUGGGUCAACAGGUUCAGGGCGCAAAGACGGUUUCAACAAGCAGCACGCAAGGUCAUUGUGCAUCGCCGAUUACUUACCAUGCUGGAUGCUGUCCGUAACAUGCGUGGAGAAGCCGUCAUAAGAAAGUUCACUGAGGGAAGACAGUCCACAGCACAAGACCAGAAUUCCUCCAAAUACCUGCGGUCCCAGGUCAGCCAAGAUGAUUAUCCCAUCCAGUUCCCUGUGUCACCUGAGACCGUGCUGCCCUUUGCCUUCCCGUCCUACAGCCCUCCGCAGGCCUCCAACGAGCUGGCACCUGAUGGCCUUGGACCAGUCCCAAUUAAAUCAUCAGAAAUUCAAAUCAAGCAGCCCUAUUCCUUCUUCAAUUUGCAGGUUCCUCAACAGUACAAGAUCAAGGGGUACCAGCCCAUCUCUGUCCAGAAGGCUUCAAACAGCUACAGACCUCAGAAGCUCGCCCGGGCCCUGAAGCAAGGAGCUGAGGACGAAGCCACCACUGUCAUAGCCCUGCCCAAGGAGGAUGCAGUGUGCGCGCCCCAGCUCCCAGGAGAGACCUCCAUCCUGAGCCUCAAACUCCCGGAGGCCUUGGCCAGGGCCCCCGAUUAUGACCCACUCUACAUUUUUAAUCCCAGCCCAGGACUAUUUGCUGUGAUGCACCCUCUGACCUAUGCAGAAACCUUGAUCGAUUACCACCUGUGCUCUCACCCCAAGUACAGGUUCACCAAAGAGUCCCACUCUGGAUCCAGCAUUCCUCUCACCCAGAAGCAGUUUCUCCACCACACGGACAUCAUUCCCGGAGUGAUGACCUGGAAGAAGUUCCAGUCCCUGGCCCUCUCAUCCCUGCCCGAAACCAGUAAGAUAGAGACGUCACAGAGCUGUGAUUCCUUCAAUUUGGUCAUGCUUCCUGUAAAUGUCCCUGCCGUUCUUGAUGCCUUACCAGAAGAAGACAAGAUGGAGACAUUUGAACGUGAGCUCUGUGAACAGAGUGUAGAAAUUAUGCUAACUCCAGAAAUGAUCGAAGUGGAGUUCCCUAUGUUGGACUACAAGGACACCAAGAAGGAGAAAGAGAUGAAAGACCAAGCACAGCCAGUGGAGAAGGCAGCGGAAAAGGUGCUUGAGGAGAUGAAGAAUCUUCGGGGCAAAGCUCUCAACUCAUACCUGAUUCUAGAAUAAAGAUUCCCCAAGAGAAAUCAAGUGUCAUUAAUAUAAUGGCCAUUGUUGGAGCUUCCUGGUGCAAGAUUUAGUGUGGUGCCAAGACUUCCAGAGCAAGGUGUGCGCCUCGGGCCAGAGGCAGGAAGGGUUGGGGAGGGGCUGCUCCCACCCCACCCCCACCCCACCCGCCAGCUCUGGCCCCACCCUUUGGCCCUGCAGCAGCCUUGACCCUGGCUUCAGUAGCCACUCCUGGAAAGAGCAGUGUUGGUGAGGAUGAGGCAGGAGAUAGAUGGGCUCCAGGAAAGACAUUUAUAACUGGCCUCUUGUUUACACUUCCCGAGGCAGGAGAUAGAUGGGCUACUGGAUAAACAUUUGCAACCAGCCACCUGUCUACCCUUCAAGAUAGAAAUGUCAACAGGCACAAGGCAAAUAACUGGUACUUGUCUUCUGUGAACUUGUUAAACAAUGGUAAUGACAGCAUCGGAAGAGAGGCUGAGCCCGGCCUGGACAAAAGACCAAGAGCUUGUGUACUCCCCAUCCUCAGGGUUGGGAGACCUCAACACAUGUCCAGAGAGAUUCCCCCGACCCCAUCAGAAUGGGAGGGGGUGCCAGACCAUAAUAAGUCUAGGUAACCUUCCUACCAUGCUUUGCUUUGGAAUCCAUCUUGGCCAAAAGAUGCGCAUGCAGAUCAGGGAGGGGCCUGGGUCUGGUCAGGAGUAAAAGGUAAAACAAGAUAAUUGGCCAAAGGGAAACAAAGACCGGGAAGAUGUGCCCCAUUUGAGUGGUUUAAGCCACCUCUCUGGUGCUCCUCACUCUGGGGACACCCACACCCUUGCUCCUUUGGGUGUGUGUUGCUGCUCUGCUUCUGCCUUAGAUGAAACAGACUGCUUCUCCGUGUGCUCUCCCACAUGUUCUACUGUGACUCUCACAAUAAACUUUAUACCUCU